AUGAAGUUGAAUGAUAAGCCACAAUAUGAAACACUUCCGCUCAUUCUCGGUGGUACCGUUGCUCCCGAAGGAUCAUUUCCGUUUGCGGUAUCAAUAAGAGAAAAAGAUACGGAUAAAUUUUUCUGCGGUGGAUCAUUGAUAGCAAAACAAUUUGUCGUCACGGCAGCACACUGUUUAGAUGAAGCACACGAAAUGAUGAUUGGAGUAGGAUCAGUAAAAUUAUCCGAACAAAAAUUAUACAAAGCCGAAAGAAUUUUCCCAUAUCCGGAUUACCAACCACCGGAAAUACUACACGACAUCGCAUUGAUUAAACUUAAAAAACCAGUAGAACUUUCUCCGACGGUUCAAUUGAUCGAUUUUCCAUACACGAAAUACGCCGAUGAGAAAAAUGUCACCGCGUUAGGAUGGGGUCAAACCAGUACAACCGACCCGACAGUGCCGUCUCUAUUGUAUUUGGAAAAACACACCAUCAAUAAAACAGAAUGCGAAAGACGAUUAAGUAGACACAAAACGAAAAUCGCUCCUGGACAAAUUUGUUUAGGAAGUACCGUUAAUUCUGGAAUGUGUUACGGUGAUUCCGGAAGUGCUAUGCUCUUAGAAGAAGAUGGUAAAAAUUAUUUGGUCGGUAUUGUUUCACAAGGAAUUCCAUGCGCUGUCGGUUAUCCAGAUAUUUUCAGCCGGGUUUCUUAUUAUACGGACUGGAUGAAUGACGUCAUGGCUAAAAAUUCAUAA
Messenger RNA from Pediculus humanus corporis (human body louse), 732 nucleotides. RefSeq names its product chymotrypsin, putative. Gene Ontology annotation, molecular function: serine-type endopeptidase activity. The record is from RefSeq and is a predicted model, not a curated record. Lineage: Eukaryota; Metazoa; Arthropoda; Insecta; Psocodea; Pediculidae. The transcript has 5 exons. Gene Ontology annotation, biological process: proteolysis. Bases 1 to 732 code for a protein of 243 amino acids.